AUUUAAGAAAACUACACGUCAACAUGAAGCUCGAUGCAGGUGCCGUGGCCGCGCCUUUCUGCGACGCCAUGAAGGAGUACGUGAACAAGGAGCUCCAUGGCGUGGGACCCAAGUUGGUGGGCUUCCUGGCCAACGACGACGCGUCUGCGCGCAAGUACGCGGAAUGGACGGGCAAGGCGUGCAUCCGCGACGGCAUCCGAUACGAAUUGCGUGAAGUCCAAAAGGAGUUCCUGCAAGAAGCUGUCGAGGACGCGAACCGGGACCCCGAAGUUCAUGGAAUCCUAGUCUACUAUCCGUGCUUUGGCACGUUUCCAUCGUUCUACGGUGGCACCAUGGACGACUUUGUGCGCGACAGCAUUUCCAUCAAGAAGGACGUCGAGGGGUUGUGCCACUUUUACCGGUCCAACUUGUACCGCAACAUUCGAUACGUAGACGACGAACGCACGCAAAAGUGCGUGCUCCCGUGCACCCCCCUUGCAAUCAUCAAAAUCUUGGAACACCUCAACAUUUACAACUUUGGGCAACCCGAAGGAGAACACUUGCUCGGACGACGCAUCACCAUCAUCAACCGAAGCGACAUCGUCGGACGUCCACUGGCCGCCAUGCUCGCCAACGACGGCGCCGACGUCUUUAGCGUCGACAUCAACUCGCUGUACUUGUUCCGCCGCGGCAAACUCAUCGAAACGGACGAAACCCCAGAGUCGGCAUGCCGCAAGUCGGAUGUCAUCAUCACGGGCGUGCCGGUCAAGAGCUACAAGCUUCCGCUCGACUGGGUGUCGGAAGGCACGGUUGUCAUCAACGUCGCCUCGUACAAGAACGUCGACGAACAAGCGCUGCUCCAGAUUCCCAACGUGACGUACGUGCCGUUGGUCGGAAAGGUGACAGUUGCCAUGCUCGAGCGCAACCUCAUGCGAUUGUAUGAAAACUUCCACAUGAAGCCGCGCAAGUUGUGGCAGUAGACAGAUCAUCGUCAUGCACUGGAUAACUCUAUACCAUGAUAUUGCAUCCAUGAGACAGUAUAUGAUUGAAUCCGUGAUUGCCCUUGACGAGAUGCCAGAGGUACUAACGGCACUAGUACAGUACCACCUAUUAUACCUACUAUAAAUACAUACUUCAUCACCC
Aphanomyces astaci is the source of this 1122-nucleotide messenger RNA. RefSeq lists its product as hypothetical. The transcript is spliced from 4 exons. The record is from RefSeq and is a predicted model, not a curated record. Gene Ontology annotation, molecular function: methylenetetrahydrofolate dehydrogenase (NAD+) activity; methenyltetrahydrofolate cyclohydrolase activity; methylenetetrahydrofolate dehydrogenase (NADP+) activity. Gene Ontology annotation, cellular component: cytosol. Bases 24 to 959 code for a protein of 311 amino acids. Gene Ontology annotation, biological process: purine nucleobase biosynthetic process; tetrahydrofolate interconversion. NCBI's taxonomy places the organism in Eukaryota, Oomycota, Saprolegniomycetes, Saprolegniales, Verrucalvaceae.